AUGCGAGCACCGUCUACAAAGACUGACCCAGACUUGAAGCCAGUGCAAAUAAUUUUCCAACACUGCAUACGUGCGAAGGGGUCGGGCCGGAAACCACGGGGUCAAGUCUUUGGUGGACCAAUCCAGUAUCCUAUUGCCAAAGCCGUCGGAUACCUUCAUUGCUACAAGUCGGAGACUUGGUUCCCCGGGAUCUGGGCGUUCUCGUAUCCUCGAAGGGAUUGGGUUUGGGGUCCCACGGCGUUCGAGUUCGUCGUGAGGGAGAUGCGUAAUAAUAUUUUUUUCAUGUCGUUGAGUCAUCACGGACCGGCCAUUCAGUUUUUGUUGCUUUUUUUGGGUGGGAUAUACCGGCGCCAGUCAAAGAGGUAG
This is a messenger RNA of Monascus purpureus, 366 nucleotides long. NCBI's taxonomy places the organism in Eukaryota, Fungi, Ascomycota, Eurotiomycetes, Eurotiales, Aspergillaceae. The record is from the annotation of a GenBank genome assembly.